CUUGCCAAGACACAAAAAUAUUUCAUCAAAACAUUCUAACAAGUUCCGAGUGAAACAAUGUCGACUCAAGGUGCAGGAAGCGGUAACACUAAGGUCGGAGACAUUCAAGGUGGAGGAAGCGGUAACACUAAGGUCGGAGACAUUCAAGGUGGAGGAAGCGGUAACACUAAGGUCGGAGACAUUCAAGGUGAACGAAGUGGUAACACUAAGAUCGGAGACAUUCAAGGUGAAGGAAGCGGUAACACUGACGUCGGAAACAUUCAAGGUAAAGGAAGCGGUAACACUGACGUCGGAAACAUUGAAGGUGGAGGAAGCGGUAACACUAAUAUCGGAAACAUUGAAGGUGGAGGAAGUGGUAACACUGACGUCGGAAACAUUGAAGGUGGAGGAAGCGGUAACACUCAUGUCGGAAACAUUGAAGGUGGAGGAAGCGGUAACACUAAGGUCGGAAACAUUGAAGGUGGAGAAAGCGGUAACACUAAGGUCGGAAACAUUGAAGGUGGAAAAAGCGGUAACACUAAGGUUGGAAACAUUCAGGGUGGAGGUAGCAGGAGCAGUAGCACUCAGGCGGGGAGAGUGGGAACACUCAAGGCGGAGCUGGAGCUGGACAUUCUCAUGACAGAAACACUCAAGAUGGAAUUUUUCGUAGUGCCAAAAAUGAAUUAAUUAAAGUGGACAUCAGCAUUAGUAUCCCAAAAACUUUUUAAUCAAAUUCAAGCGCUUGUCAUAUUAUAUUAUGUAAGGGAAUAAUCGGUGCUUGUUUUUCUGUGUGAAAGGUGAGGAUAGUUAGAAGCAUGAUUGCUCCUAAUGUAUGACUCACAAAAUAAUAAAAGCUUUAAUGUUGUUUGUAUACUUUGCAUAAGUGAUCUUUAAUUUAUGCAAUACUAUUUCUAGUGAAA
Molecule: messenger RNA, 899 nt
Organism: Jatropha curcas
Lineage: Eukaryota; Viridiplantae; Streptophyta; Magnoliopsida; Malpighiales; Euphorbiaceae
Source: RefSeq, a predicted model, not a curated record